CACUUCCAUAGCCACGAGUCAACCGCAUCAUCGCAACCAUGGUCGAUCUACCUUGUAAGUCGCCCUCUCCACCCCGCCUCUACCAAAUACUGCAACACGAUGUCGCUGUAAAGAUUCGCGAAGAAGCCACAUGACUGACCAUCUGCGCAGACGCCCUCGACGCGGAAACCCCCUCUCGCACCGCAGGCCCCUCAAGGCAUCCGAGCUCCAGGUCCUCCGCGCCCAGUAUGAAAAGGAAGGCGACAUGGUCGGCGUCCAAACCAAGUUCAACUACGCAUGGGGCCUCGUAAAAUCAGACUCCCGCAACGACCAACAACUAGGCGUCCGCCUCCUCUCCGAAAUUUUCCGCGUCUCCCCCGAGCGCCGCCGCGAGUGCCUCUUCUACCUCGCCCUCGGCAACUACAAGCUCGGAAACUACGGCGAGGCCCGCCGCUACAACGACCUCCUCCUCGAAAAGGAACCCGCCAACCUCCAGGCCUCGAACCUGCGCCAGCUCGUCGACGACAAGGUCGCCAAGGAAGGCCUCAUGGGCGUCGCGAUUAUCAGCGGUGUGGCUGUUGCGGCGGGUGUGGUGGGUGCGUUUUUGGUGAGGAAUGUGAAGAGAAGAUAA
This is a messenger RNA of Colletotrichum phormii, 610 nucleotides long. Its product is annotated as mitochondria fission 1 protein. The record is from RefSeq and is a predicted model, not a curated record. Gene Ontology annotation, cellular component: peroxisomal membrane; mitochondrial outer membrane. The coding region runs from base 131 to 610 and encodes 159 amino acids. The transcript has 3 exons. Gene Ontology annotation, biological process: peroxisome fission; autophagy of mitochondrion; mitochondrial fission. Gene Ontology annotation, molecular function: protein binding. Lineage: Eukaryota; Fungi; Ascomycota; Sordariomycetes; Glomerellales; Glomerellaceae.